This is a messenger RNA of Orbicella faveolata, 5659 nucleotides long. RefSeq names its product focadhesin-like. Gene Ontology annotation, biological process: regulation of post-transcriptional gene silencing. Lineage: Eukaryota; Metazoa; Cnidaria; Anthozoa; Scleractinia; Merulinidae. The record is from RefSeq and is a predicted model, not a curated record.
UAGAGGGAGGGGAAGGUCCAUAAGAAAGGAAGGUGAAGAAAGUGAGGUGAAUUAAUAGAGAAAUUACUGCCCUGUAAGGAAAUUUUACAGCUUUACAGCAAGUGGGACGCUAGCAAUAGUCUUCACGGGGUGCACUGACAUUUCUUUGGAGAGACCUUGAAAGACACUCAGUUUUUCUCAGGGAAGGGCUCUUGGGUUGACUUUUUUCCUUUAAUUAGGUCUUUAAUUAUUAAUUUCUAAAACAGGCAGCAUGGAAGCUUUAUGAUGGUAUCUUGGGUAAGAUGGUACCAGGAUCUGUCUUAAAUGAGAAGUCUGUAGAGAUUCCUGAAUUAAAGGUAUUGUGGGAGAUGAUUGAAGAUUCAUCAGAAUCGGCAGCCAGAUUGUGUAGCCAGUGCCUGGUACAACUUGUUUUUGAUGGCCAUGCUGACCUUGAUUACAUUCUGAAAGGAUUAUUGAAUGCUGUGCCUUCAGUCAGGAAUUUAAGUGGCAUAAUCAAAGCCUUGAGUUCUUUGCUGGCCUUUCAAAUUUACCAAUGUGUCAAAAAUGGCAUAGAGUACAAAUGCCCUUUUUCCUUGAGGUCUCCUCCACACCCAUUCAUUACAGUGUUAACAAGCUCUCCUGAACAAGCAACAAUUCUUAUUCAACAAAUGAAACUACUGCUUUUGAACAGUAUCAACAUCAAGAGUUCUCUCACGCCUCAAGCUAUUAUACAGAUGUUAGAACCAUUUUUCAAGUUUGUACUUCAGGAUCCAAAAGUCACAGUUAAUCAACUUGUCAGACAGCAACUGCUUACCAGUCUUCUACAGACAGCAAGCAGUCUAUUGAAAUGUCCAGGAAAAGAUGACAACCAAAAAACAAAAGCUGACAGAAAGUUGCUGGCUGAUGAUAUUGUAGAUUUUUUGAUGUCUGUUGUGCCUUGCCUCCAGGUUGAUAGGAAAUCAUUGAGUCAAACCACCUUCUUUGUACAUACUAUUGCUCAAUGGCUGCUGGAACGCAAAGAUGACUACAAUAAUGGUGUAAAACAUUUGGAGCUGAUGGUGAAUCAUUUAUUAUCUCUGUGCUGUGAGAGUCUGCCCCAUGGUUGUGACAUGACAACAUCCAUUAUGUUAUUACAAACAAUUCAAAAUCAUAGCCCACAGGUGUUUUCCCAGUUAUGUGUCAUUCCGACCUUAAGCAGACUUCUCCUGAAAUCACCAGAGGACUACCAUCUGCGUGUCUUACAGCUCUGUUUGUCUAUAAUACAGUCUCAAUUACCAGAAUGUUCUGCUGACUGUCUUCCUCUCCUUGUCAAUCACCUGUUCCUUGUACUACCAAUACUCCAGAUCAUUACUUCCCCACCCAGACAGCAGCAGACAUUUAGUCCUUGGAUAUCCAGUAGUGAGUCUGUAGGUGGUGUAGCUCUGCAGAUCUUGAGACAUGUGGAGGUCCAUGUCCUUCCUGUUGUAAAACAACAAGAAAGUGUGAGUGCUGGGAUGGUUGACUAUUCCUCCUCAGUUCUCAGUCAAUCUAUCAGACAAAUGACUGCCUGCUCUCAGGAAAUGAUGUCAUUAAUUAGAAACAAUGAAACAGCUAAGAACUGGCUUAACAGUUUGCAAAGCUCACUUCCUUCACAACGUCAAGUGCUGAGUCAUGUAACACUACUGUUGUCAACUUUAUUGGUGACUGCAGAAGGAUUCAUUGUCAUGGAAACCUUGAAGGUUUUUCCAGUUCUUGCCAAGACUGAUCCGUCACAGGCUCUUUAUUUCCUGCCCUUGUUGCUGUACAAACUUGGCAAAGAAGAUCUUCCUGAAGUGAAGCAGCAGGUUCUUUAUACCAUACCACAACUCGUCACACACAAGUUUUGUAUAGGCCCUGUGUUACGCACGAUUCAGACUAUAGGACAGUCUCCUUCUCUAAAGCCCGUGUCUCUGAGAUUGAUGUGCAAGUUGUGGCAGGUACAAAAUCGUGUCUUUCCACAUCUUCAGCGAGCACUUAACUCAGUUGACACUAAUGUGGAAGUGGAAUUAAACUUGGACAUACAGAUGGCCAAAGCAGCCUCUUUAUUAGAGAUCUGCAAACUAAGACCCUCUCAGCAUGGUGCAGAUCUGUUGAGCCUGCUGUCCAAACUGCUGGAUGAAAACACAAAACCUGGGGAGACUGAAAACCAUUCGUCUGUAGUAGCAGUAUCAUUGGCAUUGCAAGCUUUGGAGGAACUUUGUAAAGCUGAGGUUGUGGACCUGUGCACAGCAUGGAAAGUUCUUUCAGUGAAACUUAGUCUGGACAAGCGGCCUCAGGUUCUGAGCAGUUUAUGUCAGUUGUUCAGUGUUGUACCCAACCUGGCUGCUAACUCUUCAGACUAUCGGGAUUUCAAGAAUCAAGCACUUUCCUUCCUGUGGUCCUUGACCCAACACCAGGAGUCGCUUGUGGCUUGUGCUGCCUUCACAGCGUUGUCGAUGUUUGAUCCAUCUGAUUUCAAGCUUAUUCAUCUACCGGAAAAGAUCUAUCAUCCAUUGAAAGAAAAGCUGCUGGCCUCCAAGAAACGGAGUGAUGACAGUGAUGAGACUGAAGAUGAAGCUGCUGUACUGGAAUCUAUUGAUAACUCAACACCACCAGGGACGGCUUAUGUUGAACUCUUACAGAUGCUUAACCAAGAUGUACUUCCAGGUUUUCAGAAGCUCUUGACUAACAUGAUUAGAAUGGAAGCUGCAUCUCUGCCAAGAGGCCUGGCUCACACCGUAUCACGUGGUACAUCAUCCCAUGACAGGAACAUGCUAUCCAUCCCAGAAUUCCUAACAAGUCAGUAUGACAAGUCCAAGUCACCAGGACUAAAUCAAGGACUUGCAGCCGGACUCUUGUUUUGUUUUGAGCCUCCUUUUGAACAAGUCGAAGGGAAACGUGCCCGAAGAUAUUUAGUGAAUUGCGCCCGAAGAUACGGACAGAUGCUAGAUUCACUGCUGCACGAGGUGCCUGUUCAACCUUCUGAAUGGCACAGAACUUUGCUUCUGCCUCAGGCCUGGUUAUCGUUUAUGAACCGAGCUUACAAUGCGUGUGUAGAGGGACGUAAAGCAGAGUUAGAGAUGCAGCACAGUCAUGGACAUAUUCAGGAUGUUGAAGAGCUGAAAACAAGACAAAUGAAUUCUUGGUUGUGGGUAAGAGAUCAGAUCACUGAACAGCUCAAAGCCGCGUCAAGGGGCAACCCGUCCGUACAGGGUAAUUCAGUGCUUGCUCUAGCAGGCCUGGCACGAGCCGUAUCGAUAUUUGUACAACAGCAGAGCUCUUCAGGGACGACAGAAUCAUAUCAGCGGAACACGGAGUGGCUGAACGUGGUAGCUGACACGCUGAUGGUGGUAUUGGAUGGAAAUUACAAAGCUAAAGGUCCUACUUUGGUUUGGUGUCAACAGGUAUCUUCUGCUACCUCCACUGCCAGCUCGUUGCUAGCUCGUUCAUGCUGUGCAUUAUCUCUGUCACUGUUGGUUCCUUGCCUUGUCACGCUUGACACCGACAGAAUUCACAACAUGGCUGAACUACUGAAACAAAGAAUACCAGGACAGACCAAAGCAGGCAGCUCAGCAGUGGUACAGACGUCUUGUUCUUUAGGACUGGGUUUGUUUUUAAGCAAACUCUACGAGGAACACUUCAGUGAUGUGUGUGGCAAGGAGGGCUAUUUGCUGAUGACUACAGCUUUAGAUGCCUUGGAGAAUGCUGCUAUGACAUCAGAGUUAGAAAACACAGAAGGCGCUUGUCUUGGUCUUGGACUAGCUGUGUCGUCUUUGUGUAAAGAGAGUCUCGUAGACUCCAGAGUUCACGUGACAAACCUUCACAACAAACUGAUGGACAUGUUAAAUGAGCAAGAUGAUCCUGAUCAAAAGCUUCAAAGCUUGUGUUUCGGCGUGGCUUGUGUUUGUGUUAAUGCGUUUCAUACCGGUCUUCUGUCAGCUGAUCAAGCUGUGGAGUGCAUUCACAAAAUUCAAAGCAUGACGGCGAAACACCUUGAGGCUUGUGGUAUUUCCCUUUCUCUUGGCCUGCUUCUUCAUGGACUUGUGCUGUGUGGUCAUGGAGGAGUUAUUCAGAUGGCGCGACAACAUGGCCAUGAUUGGCGAAAUGUUCUUGAAAAUAAGGACGCUUCCGAACUUCAGAAACUGUCAGCUCUGAACGGAAUCAUGGGACUGCUGGGAUCAGAGCAAGGCUUGUUUAUAGUUGAUUCUUCCUCUUCUGUAAACGUUUUCUCGUCGACCGGAGGUAGCAUCAUCAAAUAUCUCCAGCAGAUCGUGUCAGCUCCUGAACAUGUGGGUUUAAGUUCCAACAGUGCCUGGCUGCUCGGUCAUCUUUACACGGCUUCCACGUCCAGUGCGGUAACUAAGACAAGUGUUCCCUCAAACUAUAGCUACUUGUCGGAAGGUAGCAUUUUAAGACUGCUGUUUGAUUUCCUUGAUAAGGCUGGAAAGACAGGUCCUCAUUUGAGCUUCUCAGGAAAGAUAGUGCCUGUAGUACUGGAGUCGCUUGUCAGCGGACCUCAAGUAGCGCUACCGCCAGUGAACUGGGUAUCAGUUCUUGGACCAAUCAUGAGAGCUAAUUUCAGGGAGGAGGCAGGUCAGUUAUGCAUCAGACUUGCAUUGAAUCAAGCCCAGUCCUCUUCCAGUCUGUCCUCGUACCUCUCCUCCCUGUUAAGUCGGGCAGUAUUCAUAGGCCUGGGGGAUUUGUGCAAAAGAGAAUUGCUGGAGAAUUUGUCAAGACUGGUAUAUGUCAUUUCCUCCCCCAAGUUGAGAGAGUUUUACGAAGGAACGCUAUCAGAGCCAUGGAGAAAUGGCAAGGACCGUUCCCUGUGGAGGGCCAUACUUGAAGCUCAUAUCUCAGUCCUAAAUUUAAAAGAUCCUCCCGCCUCAGUAAUCGGAUGGACUAUAACAGCACUUGAGCAAAUGUAUAAUGCUUGCAAUGAGAACACUGAGGAUAAUUGUUUGAGAUUGCUUGCUCGCUGUUUAGCACUGAUCCCUGUUGAAAAACUAGAAAGUAUUUUGCGGGACACACAAAGUGUUUCCACGAAAUCUUUAGUUGUGCGUUGCCAGGUAGUUGGUGAUGGCAAAGCGCCGGUGAAAUGGCUUGCUCCUUGUAUUGAUGACAUGUUAAAAACUGAUAUCAGUGAAACAAAGUACAAUGAAUUGUUGUGCUGCGUAGUUCGAGCCAUGAUUGAUUCGGGCGCCAAGAUUAAAUGUGCUGAGAAACAACACUGGUUCUUGGAACUCAUUGGUCAGUUUAAGGAAGCUCUUCAGCAUUCAAGCUCUCAACACAAGAUCUUAGUGAAUUGUUUGACGUUGCUGUCAAUGGUAUGUGCUGCUUGGUGUGACGUGCCCAUACUUCAAGGAAUUGGACAGUUAUCUACGACUGAGCCCUCGUUUCAACUCACAGCCGAACAAUGUGGAUCGCUUGAGAGUUUUCUAUGGCUACUACCGCUGACAUUGUCCACUUUGGUUAAGCAGGAGCCCUGGACUCAAAUCACGGGAAAGGUUCUAGACUGGCUGUUGUCAUUAAGAGAGGAGCACAAGAUUAACACUAACCGUGUACAACAAGCGCUUAUACAAGAUACAAUUAUUUCUUUGAGGGAAACAGACACAUUCAAGAAGACAGCCGUAUGGACUGACGUAAUUGCCCGUUUCCAUUCGAAAUAGACAAAGAAGAAAGAAAA